Molecule: messenger RNA, 798 nt
Organism: Cooperia oncophora
Lineage: Eukaryota; Metazoa; Nematoda; Chromadorea; Rhabditida; Trichostrongylidae
Source: the annotation of a GenBank genome assembly
AUGCUAUUUCGAGUUGGAGACUUCACUCUCGAUGGCUAUCCCGACCUUGUAGCAACGCUUGUUGAAAAGCAGAGCCUUGGUCAGAUCAAGGUCAUUGACAACGUCUUAUGCACAAAUUGCGAUCGUAAUGGUACGAGAAGGUUCGAGAUAAAUAAGAGUAUCUUCAUACAACCGAAAGAAGUAGCGCUAGGAGAAAUCAAAAUGGCUUCCUUUUUUGAUUUGAAGGAGGAUGGCAACCUGGAUAUCCUGAUAGAAUACAAACCCUUCGAAGGAGAAACGAAAUUCAGUUUCAUUCCUUGUGAUGACAAGGGAGAUGUCACGUUUCUUCAAAGUCACGGUUCUGGCGUCAGCUGGGGUGGAGCAUGUGCAAGCUUCAGCAUGUCUGAUGGAUGGGGUGGAUCAUUGAAGAGCUCAGCCUGCCAGAUACCUGCAGGAACGCAUCGUGCCUUGGCACCGCCUUAUGUGUUGUUUGGCCUUGGUCGAAGUCCAAAUUUUGUCGAUGAGCUUACUAUUGGUGCACCACUUUACUCUGAUGCACUAAAUGCUCGCCAACACACGCUGAAGCAGAUAGUGCCGAAUUCAAGAAUUGUUGUUAUACCUCCUGCUGAAGACGGCUCACAAUGGCUUACACGACUCUAUGUCACCCCUUCGCAGCUCAUUCUUCAGAGUCUGGCGGUGAUUGCGCUUGUCUGUGUCAUGCUUCUCAUGGUGGUUGCAUUCUUGCAUUAUCGUGAGAGGAAAGAAGACCGAGUGGAACGGCAACAACAAUCGCAUCGCUUCCAUUUCGACGCUAUGUAA